Lethenteron reissneri (Far Eastern brook lamprey) is the source of this 2208-nucleotide messenger RNA. RefSeq lists its product as uncharacterized. The record is from RefSeq and is a predicted model, not a curated record. NCBI's taxonomy places the organism in Eukaryota, Metazoa, Chordata, Hyperoartia, Petromyzontiformes, Petromyzontidae.
AUGGCGGUUGUUGUUGUGUGGACACAUGCGAGCCGAGCCAGCACGCCGGAACCGAGCCGGAACCGAGCCGGAACCGAGCUUGGAACCGAGCCGGAACCGAGCCGGAACCGAGCCGGAACCGAGCCUGGAACCGAGCCGGAACCGAGCCGGAAGCGAGCCGGAACCGAGCCGGAACCGAGCCGGAACCGAGCUGGAACCGAGCCUGGAACCGAGCCGGAACCGAGCCGGAACCGAGCCGGAACCGAGCCGGAACCGAGCCGGAACCGAGCCGGAACCGAGCCGGAACCGAGCCGGAACCGAGCCGGAACCGAGCCGGAACCGAGCCGGAACCGAGCUGGAACCGAGCCGGAACCGAGCCGGAACCGAGCCGGAACCGAGCCGGAACUGAGCUUGGAACCGAGCCGGAACCGAGCCGGAACCGAGCUGGAACCGGGCUGGAACCGAGCUGGAACCGGGCUGGAACCGGGCUGGAACCUAGCUGGAACCGAGCUGGAACCAGGCCGGAACCGAGCCGGAACCGAGCCGGAACCGAGCCGGAACCGAGCCGGAACCGAGCCGGAACCGAGCCGGAACCGAGCCGGAACCGAGCCGGAACCGAGCCGGAACCGAGCCGGAACCGAGCCUGGAACCGAGCCGGAACCGAGCCGGAACCGAGCCGGAACCGAGCCGGAACCGAGCCGGAACCGAGCCGGAACCGAGCCGGAACCGAGCCGGAACCCGAGCCGGAACCGAGCCGGAACCGAGCCGGAACCGAGCCGGAACCGAGCCGGAACCGAGCCGGAACCGAGCCGGAACCGAGCCGGAACCGAGCCGGAACCGAGCCGGAACCGAGCCGGAACCGGGCCGGAACCGGGCCGGAACCGGGCCGGAACCGGGCCGGAACCGGGCCGGAACCGGGCCGGAACCGGGCCGGAACCGGGCCGGAACCGGGCCGGAACCGGGCCGGAACCGGGCCGGAACCGGGCCGGAACCGGGCCGGAACCGGGCCGGAACCGGGCCGGAACCGGGCCGGAACCGGGCCGGAACCGGGCCGGAACCGGGCCGGAACCGGGCCGGAACCGGGCCGGAACCGGGCCGGAACCGGGCCGGAACCGGGCCGGAAACCGGGCCGGAACCGGGCCGGAACCGGCGACCGGGAACCGGGGCCGGAACCGGGCCGGAACCGGGCCGAACCGGGCCGGAACCGGGCCGGACCGGGCCGGAACCGGGCCGGAACCGGGCCGGAACCGGGCCGGAACCGGGCCGGAACCGGGCCGGAACCGGGCCGGAACCGGGCCGGAACCGGGCCGGAACCCGGGCCGGAACCGGGCCGGAACCGGGCCGGAACCGGGCCGGAACCGGUCCGGAACCGGCCGAACCGGCCGGAACCGGGCCGGAACCGGGCCGGAACCGGGCCGGAACCGGGCCGGAACCGGGCCGGAACCGGGCCGAACCGGGCCUGAACCGGGCCGGAACCGGGCCGGAACCGGGCCGGAACCGGGCCGGAACCGGGCCGAACCGUGCCGGAACCGGGCCGGAACCGGGCCGGACGGGCCGGAACCGGGCCGGAACCGGGCCGGAACCGGGCCGGAACCGGGCCGGAACCGGGCCGGAACCGGGCCGGAACCGGGCCGGAACCGGGCCGGAACCGGGCCGGAACCGGGCCGGAACCGGGCCGGAACCGGGCCGGAACCGGGCCGGAACCGGGCCGGAACCGGGCCGGAACCGGGCCGGAACCGGGCCGGAACCGGGCCGGAACCGGGCCGGAACCGGGCCGGAACCGGGCCGGAACCGGGCCGGAACCGGGCCGGAACCGGGCCGGAACCGGGCCGGAACCGGGCCGGAACCGGGCCGGAACCGGGCCGGAACCGGGCCGGAACCGGGCCGGAACCGGGCCGGAACCGGGCCGGAACCGGGCCGGAACCGGGCCGGAACCGGGCCGGAACCGGGCCGGAACCGGGCCGGAACCGGGCCGGAACCGGGCCGGAACCGGGCCGGAACCGGGCCGGAACCGGGCCGGAACCGGGCCGGAACCGGGCCGGAACCGGGCCGGGCGAACCGGGCCGGAACCGGGCCGGAACCGGGCCGGAACCGGGCCGGAACCGGGCCGGAACCGGGCCGGAACCGGGCCGGAACCGGGCCGGAACCGGGCCGGAACCGGGCCGGAACCGGGCCGGAACCGGGCCGGAACCGGGCCGGAACCGAGCCGGAACCGAGCCUGGAACCUAG